GUUGUUGUUCUACACACGGGUUGAGGAGAUGGGAAACUGGAGGUGAGGAAUUCACCACAGAGGCACAGGAACGAGACAGAGCUUUCUGACUGACUGGGAGUAAAGCCAAACCUAUGGAUCUUCAACAGUUUGCAGUUUAGAAGCGUGAAGCGUAUCACUCAUCGUCCUUCACUGGAGGAAGAAGACGAAACUUCUAAACCUGUGUGUCUCCACCAGAACUUCCCACGCGGCUGUCUGAAGAAGAGAAGUAGAGGGAAAGAGAGAGAGGAACGAAGAGCAAAAACCAGCCUGCCUUGGAAAGGGAAGAAGGACGGUGUCCUGAGAGGGAGGUGGCUAUGCGUGAGGAGGUUUCCUGUGCCAACUCCCCUGAAGGGGGGCUGGGGGCCAGCGAGGAGGAGCUGGAGAGGGGCUCCAAGAAGAGUGGGCCAACAGGGGGGCGAAAGCGGGUGCCGUACCCCAAGAAGGACAGUUUGGGUCGGGCCGAGGAGAGGGCCGUGGUCAGCGGGAGCCCCAACUGCCUUGUUCCGUCAGGGCCAAAGCGGCAGAAGAAGCAACAGAGCUCCCCCACGUCGGUGGUGUGUGUGGCCCCAUCCGUGCUGAGCUCCAGCGGCCUUGGUUUGGGCCCGGGCGGCGAGCCCUUCGAGGACCUGCACACUCAGCGAGUGAUCGCCAACGUUCGCGAGCGCCAGCGCACGCAGUCACUGAACGACGCCUUUGCCUCGCUGCGUAAGAUCAUCCCCACUCUGCCCUCCGACAAACUUAGCAAGAUACAGAUCCUGAAACUGGCGUCACGCUACAUCGACUUCCUGUACCAGGUGCUGCAGAGUGAUGAGAUGGACGCCAAGCUGGCUAGCUGCAACUACCUAGCCCACGAACGCCUCAGCUACGCCUUUUCCGUCUGGAGGAUGGAGGGUGCCUGGGCAAUGUCUGCCAGCCACUAGUGUCCCCUCUCCAUCCUCCAUCCUGCUCUGCCCGUCCUGCUCUGUCUUAACCUUACUUUCUCUUACUUCCUUCUUGUACUGCCUAACCCCACCAUCCCUGGCCUCCCCUAACCCACUAUCUCUGUACCCCCUAACCCCACCAUCCCUGGCCUCCCCUAACCCACUAUCUCUGUACCCCCUAACCCCACCAUCCCUGGCCUCCCCUAACCCACUAUCUAUGUACCCCCUAACCUCACCAUCACUGGCCUCCCCUAACCCACUAUCUCUGUACCCCCUAACCCCACCAUCCCUGGCCUCCCCUAACCCACCAUCUCUGUACCCCCUAACCCCACCAUCCCUGGCCUCCCAUAACCCACUAUCUAUGUACCCCCUAACCCUACCAAUCCUGGCCUCCCCUAACCCACUCUCUCUGUACCCUGUAACACAACCAACCAUGGCCUCCCUUAAGCCACUAUCUCUGUACCCUGUAACCUCACCAUCCAAGGCCUCCCUUAAGCCACUAUCUCUGUACCCCCUAACCCCACCAUCCCUGGCCUCCCCUAACCCACCAUCUCUGUACCCCCUAACCCCACCAUCCCUGGCCUCCCAUAACCCACUAUCUAUGUACCCCCUAACCCUACCAAUCCUGGCCUCCCCUAACCCACUCUCUCUGUACCCUGUAACACAACCAACCAUGGCCUCCCUUAAGCCACUAUCUCUGUACCCUGUAACCUCACCAUCCAAGGCCUCCCUUAAGCCACUAUCUCUGGCCCUCCUUUAAGCCAAAACACACUGUUUCCUCCUAACCCACUACCUCCCUCUCUUCAAUAUUCUCUAUUCUCUACUGUUCUUCAAACUGUUCUUUGCUUACCCUCUCAUUCCCCUAAUCGCCCACUGCUCCAUCACUCACCUUACCCACUGCCCCAACACUCACCUUACCCACUGCCCCACCACUCACCUUACCCACUGCCCCAACACUCAACUUAACCACUGCCCCAUCACUCCCACUGUACCCGUUCACCCUUCGAGCUUUGCCCCCCCAACCCCCCUUUCCACCUAAAAUGCCCCUGUAUGCCGCCUAACAAUUUAGCCCCAACUCCACAACUCUACGGUACACCUCUGCAGGACAGACAUCUAACGAAUGGACUCCUCUUUACCUCUAAAAAGGUCUGUCGUGUCCAUCCUCCCCUGCAUACCCCAUCUCUCCUUCUUCGGAAGCCCUGGCCCACAGACAUGGGCAUUGGAGCGAACACAGGCAUUGAUUUAAGGACAGAUAUCCAGUCGACUCUCCUUUUGCAGCCUGACAGACAGACAGUAUUAACAUGCAGCCUGACAGAGAGACAGACCGUUUUAUAAUGCUCUAUUACAGUAUGUGACUGUCACUGAGGCAUGACGAAGAUCCUCAAUUUAUACGCCACUUCAAAGACUCCACAGAGGAAGAUUCUUUGACAACUGAGAUGACUUACGCUCAUGAUAAUUACGAUAAUGGCCAUAAUAAUGACGCCAAAGGGAUGGAUAGCUGGUGGUCCCAGCCCAAUGAAUGUUUACAGCAAAGAUGCUAAUAAGCUAAUAAUUGUAGGCUCUUCCACCUCCAUUUGAUGGGUAGGAAAAGUCACAGAAGCCUGCCAUGUUUCCAACAGUUAUAUAAAUGUAUCUGAUUGAUUUGUCUGUUGCCUGUGUUCAUGUAUUUCUCUGUUUGCAUUAUGUCCCUUCAUAGUGAGUGGACUUAGCAUGUGCAUAUGCUUUUUGCUUAUUCAUAAAGGUUACAUUUUACAUUACAAUGACUUUAUAUCAGAGUAAGUAAUAAGCGAUAAGCUAUGCUGGCUCCCUACAACACAUGACUACAGUAGUACACACAGUUUUGUAGCAUGCACAGACUAUGGUUAGAUGAGACAUAGUGGAUAGAUUCCAUUAAACCUAAGGUCUGUGAUAGAUUAAGUAUGAAAACUUAACAUACUAAAUAACUACGUGGUAAUACAGUAGGAUCAGAGUAACAUAUUACAUAUUAUUUGGACACUCUUAAUUAAAGUAAAGAUACAAUUAGGAGUGACAUUGUACAUUGUUGUAUAUACAAGUAACAUUGUACUUAUAGUUUUAAGUACCAUUGUACUUAUAGUUUUAAGUAGCAGUGUAGUACUUGUAAAUUAAAGAUAAAAGUAUAGUUUGAAUAUUGUAAGUUUAGUAAUUCAUUGGAAUUUCUCUUUAAGAUACCGUUAAGGAAAUACUUCAAUAUGCUAUCAGUAAUUUGAGAGUGUAAUGAAAAUUGUAAACUGUACUUUUUUUUACAAUGUGAUAAAUUCAGAUUUUGUUGCUACUGGGUAAUGGUAGGUAGUGGGAAUAUCUGAUAUACUGUCUCCAGAAAAUGUAGUUGGUUAAUAUGUUUUAUCCUCGUGCUCAGAUGUAGUUCUUUUGGCAGAUUGUUUGUCACCAGCUUUUCAUUACAUGAGCUCCUGUGGAUAAUAAUAAAAACAGUUUUGGUAAAAUA
Oncorhynchus mykiss (rainbow trout) is the source of this 3405-nucleotide messenger RNA. RefSeq names its product twist-related protein 2. NCBI's taxonomy places the organism in Eukaryota, Metazoa, Chordata, Actinopteri, Salmoniformes, Salmonidae. The record is from RefSeq and is a predicted model, not a curated record. Gene Ontology annotation, molecular function: protein dimerization activity; DNA-binding transcription factor activity, RNA polymerase II-specific; RNA polymerase II transcription regulatory region sequence-specific DNA binding. Gene Ontology annotation, biological process: regulation of transcription by RNA polymerase II; developmental process.